Molecule: messenger RNA, 2346 nt
Organism: Paramacrobiotus metropolitanus
Lineage: Eukaryota; Metazoa; Tardigrada; Eutardigrada; Parachela; Macrobiotidae
Exons: 2
Coding region: 234-806 (190 amino acids)
Source: RefSeq, a predicted model, not a curated record
AUUUCUGCAGACGAUCAGCUGUUCAUUUCACAUGUUUUCUGCUUAUACCCGUACAAUAAAAUAAAUCCGUAACAUCCGUUGUAUUAUAGUAUUCCUAGUAUUUACUACUUACUAUUCCUAAUACUUUUAAAAAUGAACUAGUAUCCAACACAAACUGACGUGGCGACGCCGGUAUCGUGAACAGGAGCGCUCUCUACGGCAAUUAUUAACGUUCUGAUAAUAGCAACGUGGUGAUGGCGGGACCAAAUGUGCUGACGCCCGUAUACGACUCGAACGUGUUGAUGAAAGCCGAGGGCCUUGAGCUCUUCCGUGAUAUUGCCGGAGAGCUGCACGGCAACCUGCCGGCGUCCGUCGUUUUCAUGGUGCCGCACAUCGUCCUCAUGGAGCUGCAGUACAAAAACGACGGCAGUCCCGAGACCAUCCGUGCUGCCGGCGCCGCCUACAAUUACCUCACGGCACCGGGGCGUCCAGCGCGCGUCCGCAUCCAGAGCCAUCAUACUUCGAAGGAACUGGAAAACGCCUUCUAUCCAGACUACGGACCGGACCGGACCGGCUUAUUCUGUCAAUCGCUCAACGGGCUGAAAGAGGCGCGUACAUUGCAACCGUAUAAUAUCCGGCAUCCGCUGGGCGACGACUACCACACGUGGCGCGUGUGGAUACGGUGGAGGCGGAGCCGGCGUGCGAGCAGUGCGGAUGCGGUAUCAGCGCCUGGCAUCGCGUGCAGUGCGAGGAGCAGCUUCAGUCAUAUGGAAUCAAACUGUUCCUUGGCGGUGUUGCCGUUGGCGUCGUGGGCCUCUUCUUCUUGAUAACCGCGGUGAUGAAUGCGCAUGCGGCGGAAACCAAGACACAACGUUAUUGGCGCGCAGUCGGAGCUUUUAGCACGCGUACGGGCGAGCUAACAAUAAGUAUAAUAACUGUAUAAUAAGUAUAAGUAUAAGUAUAAGUAUAAGUAUAAGUAUAAGUAUAAGUAUAAGUAUAAGUAUAAGUAUACCCGAAUAUUAUAGGUUUUUUUGUUCCGCGUAUGGAGAAGCCACAACGCUGUUCUGCGUUUCCCCUAGCACUGGAAUCACCCUUUCGUCGGACAGUGGUGGGCAGCAGGGCGACCCCAGUGCUCCUAUGUUGUAUGGUUUACUAACUUUGGCGCCUUGUUCACUUUUAAAAACGCUCAUUAAUCUGUGGUACCUAGACGACGGUGUCAGUGCAGGUAACCCGCCAACAGUUCGCGACGCAUUGUUGGAACUCCGCGGAGCGGCCGCUGAAAUUGGUCUGGAACUAAACACGAAGAAAUGCGAACUGUACAUAGACGGGGGUAGUGCCAACGAGCGCGCGGAAGUGGUCCGGAUGUUUAUGGACGUGGCACCGGAUAUACGCGUCGUCACGCCGGACAAGCUAGAGCUGCUGGGAUCUUCUCUAUUACCGGAAGCAGUUGUGGGCGCGUUGAUGAAGAAGGUCGGUCAAGCACAAGUGCUGGCCGACCAGCUCGGUACAUUGCCUACACAUCAAGCCUUAUUUUUGUUAAAAAACUACUUGUCGCUGCCCAAGUUGUUAUACCUUCUUAGGACUGCAGAAUGUUGGCAAUACCCGGAAGCGCUACAGAAGUUUGAUGAAACGAUACGGACCAAGGCGGAACAGCUGACAAAUGUCGCAAUGACUGAUACGGUAUGGGAGCAAGCUGCGCUACCUACGAAGUUCGGCGGGCUGGGUUUGGUGAAAGCAGCAGAUGUGGCGCUCGCUGCUUAUGCCUCAUCGUUGCACGGAGUUGCCGACGUGGUGUACAGUAUUGUCCGCAGUAACUCUAUCCGAGAAAAAUGUACGCGCCUUACAGAAGUAUGGACGAGUCGCUACACGACCGAAGCCCCCAGAACCGAAAACCGCCGCUUUCAGUCAGCUUGGACAGCAGUACAGCACACUAGAACUGCGACCCGCAUGGUGGAGAACGCCGACGUAAUUACCCGCGCUCGUCUGUUGGCUGCAUCCUCAUCGGAAUCCCGUGCAUGGUUAGCUGCAUUAUCUGUCUCGAUUUUUGGUAACAUGUUGGAGGACGCCCAUUUACGCAUAGCUGUGGCUCGACGAUUGGGAGCACCGGUAUGCCAACCGCACGUAUGUCGCUGCGGAUCCACAGUGGAUAGUCUCGGCCACCACGGCCUGGUGUGUAAGCUGGCAAAAGGAAGACAUGGCACUCAUGCCGUGUUGAACUGUAACGGGGGAUUCCUGUCUCAUGUAUUAGUAUGUACGAGUAUGUGCUUGGUUGUCCCGCCUCUUGUAUUUCCUGUUCCUGUACGAGCGGUUCUGUAUAUAUAGCGUUGUAUUUCCUGUGGUAUCUUCAGUCGUUGGGUUAGCAAUAUU